UCCGGUUAUUUUGAUGGAUUAACAAUCGCGACAAAUCAACUUUAAUUUCAACUGAACAGGAAGAGAAUGAGACAUUAGGACUGUAACAAGAAACAUGAUAAGAAGCUAACAAACAAGAUGUCCCAGAUAUAGUUGAUGACAUUCAGUGGGAUCAAGGUGACCUUGGGACCUGGCACAAACAUCAUCAGCAUAGUAACCAUAGCAACCAACUCAGUCAUGUGACAACAGAAAAAAAACCUGGUACAAAUGAAACUCCUGAACACAAAGUUGAGCAAACUAAUAAUGAAAUUUUAACUGAAUGGGACAGUCAGUUUGACUUUUGCUUCAAAGACAGUCCAAAUAAUUCACCUGUGAAAUCUAUGCUGAAAAAAGAAAAUAGUUUAAAGUCAUCAAAAUUCAAGGCAGUUAUUGUAAAAGGGAAAGAUUUCGUUAAGUCUAAAGUGAACAGUUGUCGAGAUAGAUUUAGUAGGAAUUCUAUGAAGGAGGUGAAAAAGAGGCCUUCAAAUGUUACUGAAGAUGAAAGUGAAAAGGGAAGUAACUCCUGUGGGAAUCACAGGGGAGGUUACUCUGGUACUCAUCAAGACCAGGAGGAAAGUAACUCAGAGCAGAUGGAAAUGUCUGCUGACAUAAAGACAAUCGACAUGUCAUGUGACAUAGAUGUGAAAGAAGCUGAUUGGUCAGGGCAAAAUGGCAACAGUAACUAUAAGAAUGAAGAUUACAUGGUACUACCAGAAGUUUACACAAAAUAUAAUGGUGUAAGCGAUGGCAUCAGGGUGCAGAAACACGGCCAAGAAAAGACAGAUGAAAUAAAGAAAAAGCAUGGUGAAUUGGCAGAUGGACAGAAGAAUGGAAAACAGGUUGAGAUUGUCAUUGUUGAUGAAGAAGAAAAUGAUUAUAGAAAUGGCAGGAAUGGAGAAGAGGAAGAUCAAAAAGUUUUAGAUGAAGCCAUACCUUUGGGGUCAGAAGCACAGUCAUUUGAGAAAUCUACAAGAACUGAGACUUCACAGCUAGAAGUACCAGUGGACAAGAAAUUAAAAUGGCUUCUGGGAAACCUAGAACAACAUAGCUUUGGUUCUGAUCUGUCACAGAACACAGCAACCAGUAACUCUAGUGAUAUAAGUGUUGAUAUGCUAUUAAAUGAAAGAUCUAAUGAUCCAGAAGAAAUCUUGACAAAUCUUGGUUUUGGAGAAGGUGAACAAGGGGACAAUCCAAUCGAAAGAAUUCCAGAACGAUUCAAAGCUGACAAAUCAGGUGCAGAGGGUGUUUCAAUCACAGACUUUCUUGGUGACAAUCCUGAACUCUCUCAAAUACUUCAGGCAAUCUCUGAUCAACAGGAAGGAGGAGAAAAUCUUGAUCUUCAUACAAAUAUGGAUGCCAUGAUGGCCGCUGGUCACGGUAACCCUAACUAUGGCAACAUGCUUAAUUCAGUUAUGCAUGGCAUGAAGUUUCUUAAUCUUUUAAGUGCAAAAAGUUUAAAUAAUCUUGCUGAAAAACCAGAAGAACAUCCAAGUAUUCUCCAAAAUCCUAAAAAUAGGGAGUUUCUAGCCCAACAGGGAUUUUAUGACCGACACAAACAAAAAUGUAGGUCAGAGGCAGACACUAAAGCAAACAAAUUAAGCAGAACUCAGUCUCUUGAUGCCUCUGAGAAACGGAAAAAAUUCCAAGCCACAAAAUCUCGAAAUUAUUCAUCACUACAAAAUGUUCCGGAGCAAGACGAAGUAUUUGAGUCUCAUAAAAAUGGUGCUGGAAACUAUUACUCAUUUGGUACCAGUUUUGGUACGGCAAGGACAUCUAGUUUUGAAAAUUAUCGUCCGAGCAUGACGUCCAUUGAAACUUCAACUGAUUCGUUUGAUAGUGGUGAUUCCCCUGGAUAUACUGGUCGUCAUGGAAGUUCAAGGUCAGAACCUUAUCUUAUCCAAUCAGAACAAAUGAACAUUGCCGAUUCAGGUAUCUGGCAUACUGAAGAUUCUCAGAGAAGUGUUGACGAAGAAUACUUGGCAGACUUCACUCGAGAUUCUGCCAUUCAGAGAAAAUCUCAAGUUGAACGUAUGAUGAGUGAGGACAGUUAUAAUGUAGGAGAUGAUAUUGAUAUUUUACAAUCUCCGCCUUUUAGUCGAACAGGAAGCCUUGAAAGCACAUUGACAGCAAGCAGUAUCCAUAAACUUGAAACAAAAUCUUCAACUUUAAAAGGACAUGAAUCUUUUGAUGAUGACGUGGAUAUUUAUUCAGAAUCCUACUUGCCUGAUAAAAAUUCAGAGUCUAUGGAAAAUGUAGAUAGUAUUCAACGACAAUUAGUGGAGGCGGAAAGUAUUAAGAAAGAAAAUUUCAGUCCUAAUAUGUCAAAGCCUGAAUCUGUAUCAGGAUGGAAAAAGUUUCAAAAACGUUAUGGUGUAGAAAUGCAGAUAAAUGUACCGAGUGUAAAGACCGAGGCUGAUAUGGCCAACAACAACUAUGAUUUCUGUAGGAAUAUUGGGAAUGAGAUCCCUGUAGAUGGAGUACAGACUGAAAAACCUGGUUUAGGAGUGAUUGGUAAAAUCGAAAGUGUCCAGUCUGAUAGCAGUGGGUUCGCUGAAGCAGAGCAUGUAAUGCCAGAACCUAUUGUCAUACAAAAGGUAUCAAGUCUUGGGAGUAGUACUGAAAGUGACCAGACAUUUAAAAGUAGCAUUACUAUUUUGCCUGCCAAAUCAAGUGCACCCAAAAUGAGUGUUACAUCUCCAGAUGGAACACAAAGCAUUUCAUUGGAUAUAUCAGGAUGUGAGAGUUUUUCUAAUUCAUCCAAAGUUGAUAUUGGCAUCGGAACUGAUGAUUUUAGUGAAUAUUUGCAUGCACCAACAGUUUCCUAUCAUUUACAUGAACGAGACGGAGACGAUUCUGGGACUUACUCGGAAAAUAAUAAAUCUGUCAUAUUGACAAUUGAACUGCCUAAAAACUGGGUAAACUCAAAUCCAAAUAAAAAAAUUGGUAAGCCUAGAGUUAUCUCCCAUUUGUAUAAAGAAAUAGGUCAUCCAGCACGUAGUCAAAGUUUGGAUACUACAGAUUCAGAAACAAAUAGUGAGGUUGUAGUUAUGCGGCGUCACCGUGGACAAUCAAAUUAUCCAUUAGAAAGGGCAGCAUCAGAUAGCCAUGUGCCAACAGACUUUCCUCCAAGGUCAUCCACACCUCAUGGAGGUCAUUCUAGAAGUAUAAGAGAUUCAAUUAUGUUUGCAGAGUCUGCUGGUAGUAUGCCAACCGACUUUCCUAUGCAAUUAUUAUCCACACCACAUGGGCAUUCAAGAAGUAUACGAGAUUCCAUUUAUUUGGCGGAAACUAAGCAGACAUUUUUUCCGAAUCAGCUUCCUCCGCGCAGUGCAUCUCCUACAAGUCUUUCAGCUUUUAGUGCUUUUAACCCAUUGCCAAGACGGACAGGUUCUGACACGGAACAUUUUGAAAGUGAUCGUAACCUUAAUUUAUCUAGUGUUUCACUUGUUUCUAAGACAGAUAGUGUUUCAAGUACAUGCAGUGGUAGUUUAGAAUAUUACAAACUUAUGAAGCUUGUCAAUCAACCAGUGUCUUUCAAGACUGACUCAAAGGGCCGGAAAGGUAACAUACAAUUUGUACCAAAGUUUAAUGUAAAGGAAUGGACACAACUUAAAAAACAACAGCAAUUAGAAGAAGAAACCAAACUUGCUCAGCAUACCCUACAAAGAUAUAAAGCAGAAUUAAAUAUGAUGGAAUCUCAGUUCCUAGUCAAGACACAACUUGUAAAAGAUGAUCUCUCAUACAGUGAUAGGGAAGAUGUCCAGGAAUUACAAUUUUUAUUUGGAGAAUUACGUAAAGAAAUGCUAUUGACAGAAGAAACAUUAGCCAAUAGAUUGGAUGGUAUCAACAUGGGCAAUGAUAACUAUAACCCUAUGUUAGCCCUGGAUGUUAUCAGGAAGAUGACUGAACUUUUGAGAGAACAAUCUUAUCAACAACAGAUGGUGACAGAAAAAGAUGAGGAAACCAUGGAAACAACCCACAGUGCCACCUGGCGGUCUAGUGGAUCACAGCGUUUAUCUGAGAACAAACAAAGAGGCUCAAUCUCCGACCUAGAUUCUGAACAUAGCUUUAGCAGUAGUUUAUCUGAGCUGAAAGAAACAAUUUUAACUGAAGUACGACAAGAACUCCAUGACAACACACAGUGGUUACAAAAAGAAUUACAGAAGAAAGAGAGAGAACUGAAUGCAUUAAAGAUGGAACUAAUGUCUACCAAUAUCAAAUCUGGUACCACCAGGAAAAAACAUUUCUAUGAGAGUGAUGUAUGAGCCUGGCCUCACAAACCCAAAGUAGGUCAUUUUGGUACCAGUGACUGGAACCUAGGGCAAGACUGAUUGCUGAUUGUAAAGCCAUUAGGAGAAAGGGACCAGUAUAUGCUUCUUGAAACCGAGGAGGAUGAAAAGAAUGAUUAAUGAAUGAGGAUUUAUUGGAGUGAUUAUGCAUUUGAUUAUGAUUUUGUUAAAAAAUCAAUUACAAUGUCUCAAAUUUUUCACAACAGUUUUAUUUGUAUGUCUUUUAUAUUUUAUUCUUUAUGAUUUUUUCCAAAGUUCCAAAUUAUAAAUAUAGAAAUUUGAGCAAUACAAUUAUAAAUAGUACACGAACAAUUUUGAAAUUCAGCAUUAAUGUAUAAUUUCAUGAUAUUGUAAUUUUAUUAAGUUUUUUUAUACUCCGCUUCAUUUUAACCAUUUUACUUAUUGAACCAUCAAAGUUCUUUCUUCUUUUUUAAACAUAUUACUUUCUGUGUUCAAACCUUUUCAAAAAUUAAAUAAAUUUAAGAUAUGGAGAUAACAUAUUAAAGCUUAUAUUUGCAGUCAUCAGUUGUUAAUUUGAUAGUUGCAAAAAAUUUUACUUAUAACCUAUCAGUAGAUUCCAAAAAUCAGUUAUUUGUGACUAUCAAAUCAUAGACUGAUGGUAACAAAUCAGUUAAUAUCUAUUCUGAUUGGCUUUACAUUAAGACAAAUGUUGAUAAUUAUAUCCAUAAAAAGUACAAGAGCACAGAGAAUGUUAUAGUAGUUUCAUAAAUUAGAGAUUCUUUUGAUACUUAAAGAUUACCAUGGAAAGCAAAUGGACCAAAGAUAGACUGCAUAAUAUUUUGUUUUUGUUGAAAGAGGGAAAAAAGUAGAUGAAAGACAUUCUUAAGUGCUAAACAUAGAAAUCAAAAGUAGUGAGUGGCACAUCUUUUUUCAUGCUUAGAAUAUAUUUUCAGACAUUAUUCAAGCAUGUGCUUCAAGCCUUUAUAACUAUUUAAAACUGACAGCAAAUUAUUAUAUAAUGUUGCUGUCAAUUAGGUUGCAGGAAUGUCUCAAUAUACCUUCUUUUAGCUCACCAGGUCUGAAGGACAGAUGUGAGCUACUGCUAUUACUUGGCGUCUGUUUUGUGUAUUCUCUGUAUUUAUUAGCUUAAGUGAGCCACAAUUAUCCGCAGGAUAUCUAGUUUAAAAAUUAUCUGACACUCCCGACAACUAAAUAACUACUGUUAUUAUAUUAAAAGGGGAAAAAGGGGGUGGCGUAAGAUUGAUUUGAAGGGUGAAAAUCCUGUAGGUGCUAGCAGUUACCACAGAUUGCAGAAGAUCCCUCCAUUGCAAUGUUAUGCAGUAAAAGAAUAUGGUUACUUCUACCACUGGGUCAUACCCCUGCUGGUAGACUGUUAGUCCUUGAGGAUAUUAACAGCCCAGUAGCCAGUCCUUUGGACCUGGGCAUGAAAAUAAGGAUUUAGUUUUAUUUGAAUUUGAUGUCUUUAAAUUUCAAAAUCAUUUGAAUUCUGUUAUGUAUCUCUCUUUUGCAUAGCUCAGAUUACUUUUCCAGGUUUGGCUUUUUACUUUUGGUCCUUUUUGGUUUUACCUUCUCAAAUAUAACCAAUAUACAUGUUUGUACCUACAACAUUGGGACUUUGUUUGACUUAUGACCUUAUUUGAAAAUAUUUUUAAAUCAUUUUUCUCUGAUUUCAGUAUUUUUUGUUGUGAAUCAUUUGUUCUUGUUGGGUCAGGUGAGCGGGUCACAGACUCUAUGGAGCUUCUAGUCACAUGACUAAUCAUAACAUAUGUUAUGAUUGAUUAUUUUAUUAGAUCAUAACAUAUGUUAUAAUUGAUUAUUUUAUUAUGUAUAUAAUAUCUGAUCAAAAUCAAUAUUUAUACAAAGCAAUGUGUUGAAAUUACUAUUUAUUUGUGUUUAUUGUGUGAGGGUCAAGAUAUGACCUAACUACCAGUACACCAAAAUAUUUACUCAAAGUAUAAAAAUGGCAUUGACUAUUUUAAUUGCUUUAUUUUUAUAAGCUAGUAGCUAGUGAUACUUUAGUCAGAAUUGUGUUUUAAAGUGUAAUUGGCUGAUUCAGAAUCUAAUGCAUUGUGGGUAAUAUUUUCAAAAAGGUACAUCAAAAUGUUUGAUUGGAUAAAAAUGUCCUAAACUAUGGAAAAUCAACCAAUGAUGUGAUGUUAUUUUCAUAUUGGUGUAUGAACAAUGAGAUUACCCAUAAUCCAUUAGAUUCUUUUAGAUUAUUGAAACAGCAAUUUGGAAAAUGAAUGUAGAAAGUUAGUUUUUGUGCCAUAGUAGGUCAGAGAAGGAUUUUUAUUGAAUAAAGAUCUGUUAUUAAAUAUGAAAUAAAAUUGUAGAAUUAGUUAUGGAUAAAUGAGAACUGAAAAAUUUAGCCAAGAUUCUGCUUAGAUAUGAAUUAUGAAUAUAAUACUGUAAAGUCAGAAAUUUUUGCAUGCAUUUAUAAUUGCAGUUGUGCAAAUGUUCAACAAUGGAGGAAAUUAAUUAUUGCAAUUUUAGGUAAUUCUGCCAAAAUUUAAAUGUGAGUUAAUUUUUUUUGUAAAGCCUUUCCAGUCGCAAUUUUUGCGAUAACAAAAAUAUCACAAAAAUUUCUGCAUAACAGUUAGGGCUGUUCCAUUAAAACAUACAUGGUACCCAGGGAGGGCACUUUUAAAAUGGGGUAACCACCUAUAGAGGCAAAUUAAAAUUUCACUUACAUUUCCACUAUGCAAAAACAUAGAUAACACACACCCAUAGUUGAGAUUUGGAAGUGCCUUCCCUGGGUCCCAUGUAUGUUUUUAAUGGAACAGCCCUUAAUGAGAACUUGUAAAACUCAGCCAAAUUAGGCUUUGUUAUGAAUUAUGAAUUUAAUAAUUGAUAUUAUCAGAUGUAAAAUAUUUAGACUUCAUCUCAGGACACCUGUCCCUUCCAAUUCAGCUUUUAUAUUUCUUGUGUCUGCAUUCAAUAUUUCACUGCAUAGUAAUAUAUUGGAAUCCCAGCUUUGCCAUUUGACUGGACAUGUUGCCUUGUACAAGACAGGAAUAUCAUUUAUGGCGGAAAUAUUAAAACAUGUUUUUGAUUGACAGGUGAUGUAUAAAUGCUUCAAACUCUUGUGAAAUUUAAAACACAAAAAAGACAUUUUUUACUUCAAAAGGUUAAAGUUACAACCAAAAAAAAGUCAAUAUAAAAACUCCUGAUCUGAGGUCUUUAAACUCCUGACCAAUAAAAACUUGCCACCAUGAUAAACGGAAGGUGCUAGAAGUGGUGCUAAACACCAAAAAACAAACAAAACAUUUCUGAAAUAUGGUAGGUAUCUAUGUGUAAAAUUAACCUCAAAUCUGACAAAAAAUUGAACUGUACUUUUUUGAUAGACUAGAGGCCAAUUGUGUUAUUCUAUGUUACAAUGUUCAGAGUUUAUAGACUAAAAACAUUCCAUUUUUUGAAUAUUUUGAAUAUUUAGUUUUGUUUAAAUAAAUAGUUUGAAGAAUUGUUUAUAAUUCUUGAUAUUCUUUUAUUAUCAGGUUUUUAUGUCUUAAUUUUUAUAGAAAUAUUUAGAAGAAUUUGAAAAAAUACCUGUAUUAUUUAUAUCAACUGUUGAUGUCAAAUGAACUUAUAUGGUAGAUACUGUAGCUAUAAAGCAAGCAAGCCAAGAAAUUAUAUAUGAUAUUCCCUUUAUUGUGCCUUCUAAGCAUUUGAAUUAAGCAAAAUUGUGUAACUGAUACAUUGUAUGAUUUUCCCACAGUGUGAAUAUAUCUUAAAUAUCCUCUAAUGCAUUUUACAGUGUAUUUAGUUGUCUCCCCUUCUUUAAUUGUUAGAAAUUCUAAGAUUCUAUUGACACAAUCUGAACAAGAGUUAUUUCCCCUAUGUGGCCAUGUUACAAAUUCCUUCAUAAUCAGCCAUAUUCAACUUGUCAUACUGACAGCUAGACUUUAGCAUGUUAAGUAAAAGUUGUAUUCUGAGCAAUUUUAUAAUUUCUUUACUACGAUCUGGUAAGGAUCUCUUAUCAAACUUGUUUGUACUGCA
Molecule: messenger RNA, 8285 nt
Organism: Mytilus californianus (California mussel)
Lineage: Eukaryota; Metazoa; Mollusca; Bivalvia; Mytilida; Mytilidae
Exons: 18
Coding region: 360-4283 (1307 amino acids)
Molecular function (GO): signaling receptor binding
Source: RefSeq, a predicted model, not a curated record